Molecule: messenger RNA, 1585 nt
Organism: Megalopta genalis
Lineage: Eukaryota; Metazoa; Arthropoda; Insecta; Hymenoptera; Halictidae
Product: deoxycytidylate deaminase
Cellular component (GO): cytoplasm
Molecular function (GO): zinc ion binding; dCMP deaminase activity
Source: RefSeq, a predicted model, not a curated record
UUCACCACAAGACGUGUCACUAUCCAAAACAAUUCAUGCUGAAUAUUAGGUAGACUUAUGGAAAAAACUGCAAGAAUCAUUUACGAUUAAAUAAAAAUUAAUAUUUCAAUGCUUUUUCAUUGAAAUAUUAUAUUAAGUACGGCUAAAAUAUAAACAAAAAUACGGCUUAUAAUAUGUGAAUUGCAAUUGAAAAAUAAUUGUAAUGCCAUGUGAAUACAUUGAAUACUGUGUAUAUAACGAUAACGGUCAGAUCUAUUUGUCACAUUGAGCACAUUGCGUUUCUGUAAGAAUUUAUCGUCGCCGUAGGUACCAAAAACAUGGCAGAAAGUAAUACUGCCAUUAAGACCACGAAUAACCUCAAACGAGCGAACUACAUCGACUGGGAAGAGUAUUUCAUGGCGGUAGCGUUUCUGGCUGCAAAACGAAGUAAAGAUCCAUCUACUCAGGUAGGUGCAUGCAUAGUUAAUAACGAAAAAAAGAUUGUGGGUGUUGGAUACAAUGGAAUGCCAAUCGGAUGCAGUGAUGAUGAUUUUCCCUGGUCCAAUAAAUCCGAAAACUAUUUAGAAACUAAGUAUCCUUAUGUAUGUCAUGCAGAACUUAACGCUAUUUUGAACAAAAACUCCAGCAAUAUUAAAGAUUGUACCAUUUAUGUUGCUUUGUUUCCUUGCAACGAAUGUGCCAAGGUAAUUAUACAAUCAGGAAUUAAAACUGUUGUGUAUAUGUCAGAUAAAAAUGCCGAGAAAAAUGGGACAAAAGCUGCUAAAAGACUGUUUGAUGCGUCAGGAGUUUUAUAUAGAAAAUAUAUUCCAAAAAACGAUAGCAUUGUAAUUAAUUUUAAAGAGAUCGAUUGGAACACAAUGACACAGUUACCCCCCACUCCAACAAAAACUAAUAGUGAGACCGAAUUACCCCCUAAUCCAGCAUUAAAUAAUAAAAUGUCUCAAUUAACCCUCACUUCAGUGGAAGACAAGGAAUGAAAAUAUCUAUAAUAAAUUCAGUAUGGGUAAUAUAGAAAUGGAAAAAAAAUAAUGUCUGCAUCCGUACUCCAUAGCCAUCGCGUAUAUAAAGUUGAAAUAAUUUCUGAAACAUGUGAAAUGUCAUUUUUUUAAUAUAAUAAUUUAAUUACACGUUGGCCUUGGGGUGUCGAUAUGCAUAUACUCACACUUUAUUCGAUUUGUUUUUGACACUUUGCAGAUUUAAAAUGUAGAUUAGAAUUACUAAUUUGGCAAUAGUUUUAUAUGAUUUGAAGAAUUUUUACUUUUAAUAUCAAUGAAACUGUGUCUUGUGGCACUACUGGAUGCUGGCGCGUUUGAAAAAAAUGAGUUACCAAUUCAUGUGAAAUGCUCUUUUGGGUUCAGGAAAUAAAGAAUACUUCGUUUUAUCCAGUUUUUUCACCUUUUAACAUUAACCAUAUGAGGUUUAUAGAAAAUAAAUAAAACAAUGUACAGAAGGCGAGAGAACUUUUAGCAAUAAUACAAAGAUAAUAUAUGAUACUUUAAAGGUAAUAUUGUCUGCAACUGAGUUGCAAAUCAUUUCCUGUACAAGUGUAAACACUGAUACAAUAAAGUAUGGCAUGAUGGAAGUA